Messenger RNA from Ambispora leptoticha, 2967 nucleotides. The record is from the annotation of a GenBank genome assembly. Lineage: Eukaryota; Fungi; Glomeromycota; Glomeromycetes; Archaeosporales; Ambisporaceae.
AUGGAUUACAGUUCAGCGGAUGCUCAUUCGAAAGAGGACUCAACUAGCGAACUUUCGUCCACCGAGGAUAAUGAAAAUCAAGCUAUUCAACAGUUAGAAAAUGAGGUCUCCAAAAACGCAUAUGACUAUAACACUCAAGUUCAGUACAUUGAAGCACUUAGACGUGCUUCUUUAUAUGAAGAGUUGACAAGUGCUAGGGAAAAUAUGCACAAGAUCUUACCUUUGUCGGAAGAAUUAUGGGUUCAAUGGAUCGAAGAUGAGAGAAGGAUAGCAUCAACUCUUGAUCAAAUUAAGAGGGUCAUCAGUUUACACGCCGAGUCAGUCAAAGAUUAUUUUUUAAUAAAGCUCUGGAAUGAUUAUAUUCAAUACGUCAUUGAUCAAUACAAGAGCUCGCUUGAGGAUGAUAAUAUUCAAGUUGUUACUCUUGAAGAAGUGCGAAAUAUCUUGCGAGAGGCAAACAAGAAAACUGGGUGUAAUAUACCGGAGAGCCAUAUUAUUUGGAAUACGUAUAUAAAUUUCGAAACAGAAAUUAUGCAGAGCUCGAAAAGCGAUUACGAAGAACAGAAAGUUAAUGUUCGUAACCUAUAUCUCGAUAGACUCAGAGUUCCACACAAAAACCUAGAACAGACGUGGCAAGACUAUUCACAAUUUAUCUCAAAAAAUUAUUCGAGUGACUAUGAGCAUAUUAUGGUAGAAGCGAAUAGAAUCUACUCAAAAACUUUGCAACGAUACAGACAAAAAGAAACUUAUGAGGAUUCUUUGGUGAAUUCUAAUUACUCCUUAGUUGAAUUUCGAAAAUAUAUUAAUCAUGAAGAAAAUGAAAGAUCAAAAAUUGAAAAAUCUAAGGAUCCUGAGGACAAAAAUUACAAACAAAUAGCCCAUUGGUUGAUUAUCAUGUUGUACGAAAGAGCUCUCGUAUAUCAUUAUAUUGACGAGAAUUUCUGGGAAGAUUAUAUUGGGUAUUUGCUAAAACACAAAAAAAUUGCUGUGGCUGUUGAAGUAUCUGAAAGAAGUACUCGAAAUUGUCCUUGGUCAGGCGCGCUAUGGAGUCAUUACAUCCGAACACUCAUUAAGAAUAAUACUUCACAUGAUGUCAUUAUGAAUACCGUAUCUCGAGCACUGGAUAUAAGCAUGUUGAAUAAUAAGGAUCGACUGGAUGAUUUGAUAAAAGUCUUGUUGACUUAUUGUGACUAUGAAAGAUUGAGAAUCAAUUGGAGACGUGGCACAAUUGAUGAAGAACAUGCAAUUGAUCUUAGAGCUGCUUUGCAAUUUGGUUUGGAAAAAAUUGGUCAAGUUGCUCCGGAUGGUGAUCCCAAAUCUCGUUUAGAAUUCUAUUAUAUAGAAUUUGAGACACAAAUAAAAAAUUACGCGGAAGCUCGUAGGAUCUGGGAAGAGGUUACAAAUAAGCGUAAACACGAGCCGGAAAUAUGGCUUCGAUAUGCGGAAUGGGAAAAGUCUUUAAAUAAUAUUCAAGAAACACGUAACAUUUUUAAAAAAGCGAGUCAAAUUAGAUUUGAUUGGCCCGAGAUCAUUUUUGAAAGUUGGGAAAGUUUCGAGCAUCACUAUGGAGAUUUUGAAAGUAUCGAAAACGCCCUUCUUUUCAUAAAAACUCGAUUAGCCAUUGUGAUGGCGCGACGGGAAAAAGAAGCAAUUCAGCAAUCUCAAAACGUUUCUACAGACAUGCAGCAAUUCCAAAAUGAGGCUACAGAAAAUCAGCAAUAUCAAAACGUAGCUACAGAAGUUGAAAAUAUGACGAUACGUGAUUCUUUAAAAAGGAAGCCAGAAGAAACUUUAGAAGAAUUGCACCCUGCCAAGCGAAAUAAAGAAGAGAGCAUAGAAGAUAUGGAUAUUGAGCAAGAAUCAUCGUCGGUGAAAGAAAAACGAAAAUACACCAGAGUCAGACGCGAUCGUGAACAUUCUACUAUUGCCGUAGUUAAUUUGCCUGAUGGAGUCAAGCAAGGACAACUAAAAACUCUCUUUAAUGACUGCGGAAAAAUAAACGAGAUUCGCAUCAUACCAGACGCUCAAAAAAGAGAAAGUAUUGCGUAUAUUGAAUUUUCCGACAGGGAUAGUAUUCUCGGCGCUUUAACCAAAGACAAAAAGAAAAUAGAUGAUAAUGAAAUAUCCUAUGGAGAAAUAAUUGAUAUUCGAAUGCCAAGUGCCAAUGUUAAGGGUGUUAAACGUAGAAGGUUCUGUUAUAUUGAAUACAAAACACAGGAAUCUGCGCAUGCGGCUUUAACUGAAAAUGGGCAACCAUGGUUUGGAUUUCCCCUUUCAGUUAAUAUCUCUGAUCCUGAUAAGAAGAAAAAAAGAUCCCCUCCAUCUAAAAAUGAAAUUAUAAUACAUAAUCUUCCCAGUCAAGUGGAGCAAGAUGAGUUGAAAAUGUUGUUUCAACCCUAUGGUACAAUAAAAGAUAUCAGGAUUAAUUUGAACGAAGAGGGAAAGUGUAUCGGAACUGCAUUUAUUGAUUUUCUAAAACAAGAAGAAGCUCAAGCUGCGGCGAAAGCUGUGAAUCAAGUCGAUUUUAAAAAUAACUGUCUUCGGGUGGUGGUUGCUGAUCCCAAUAUAGACAAAAAAGUCAAGGAGAAAGAACCAUCCAUUGCGACGAAGCGGGAUAGAAGUAUUAGUGUAAAACAGUUGCCGAAAGAUGUAACUAAGGAAAACUUGCAAGAACUCUUUUCCAAGUGCGGCACUAUAUGCCAUAUUAGUUAUGACAACAAAGCGCACACUGCAGAAAUUGAAUAUACGGGAGUUGAGGAUGCUGCGAAGGCUACUUUACGAUUCGACAAAUAUGAAUGGCACGGUAUUAAAAUAUCUGUGAAAUUUGUAAAGCAACAAAAUACAGCCGCAAGUUCAAAGCAAUUGGUUCCUCGAACUGCAUUGAUGUCUCCCAGAAAUGCAUCAAGAAACAAAAUUUCGUUUAAAAAAUCAUCUAUUGUUACGCCGUCACCUUCCAAAAGACAUUAA